This is a messenger RNA of Paramecium octaurelia, 420 nucleotides long. NCBI's taxonomy places the organism in Eukaryota, Ciliophora, Oligohymenophorea, Peniculida, Parameciidae. The record is from the annotation of a GenBank genome assembly.
AGUAGACAUAACAAUUCAUGAAAGGUUAAGCAUGUAGGAUUUGUAAUUGAAAAUAGCAAUUUAUAGCAGAUAGGUAGUGGGAUCUCUACUUUUGAACUACUUUUAAAAGGAUUAACAACCAAGUUUAAAUAACCUAUUGAUAUACAGCUGAUAGAACAUAUUUGGUAGUUGUUUGAAAUAAUGAUGGGAAGGCGAUGGUCCAUAUAAAUCAAAUCCAGCAAAAGAGGUAGAACAUUUAUCCGAUCCAAUAUCAGUGCUUCAACAGGAUGGAUCACAAGUUGAUAAAGAGUCUUCUCCAGUCUAGUCAUCAGUUAUACUAUGUAUAUUGAUCUCCUUUCAAGAAGAAUUUCCAGAAUUACACAUGCUUGAGGGAGCCAUGCUUAAAUUCUCCUUUUUUCAGCCUAACAUUUUAGCUUUCAC